AUGAAUUGCAUAGCAAAACAAUUUCUAGAUUGUAUGAUGAAUGAAUUAUGUGAAGCUUGGUUUUAUUGGCCCAUUAUUCAUGGCGGAUUAAAUUUAAAAAAUAUUUAUUUAGAUUUAUACAGUAUUCAUAAUCAAUUACUGAACAAAAAAAUGACUACUUUUAAUCAAUUACCAGAACGUGAUAUUGAAAAAUAUGCUGAAAUUAUGGAAAAAUAUGAACGAGGAAAAAUUCAUCGAAAAGAUAAAUCUCUUAAGAAAUAUCUUCAUGAUGAUGAAACACUCAUAAGUUUUGAUGAAUUUAUACAGCGUCGUGAAACUCGUAUUUCAUAUUGGAAUGAUGUUUAUAAAGAAAUGUUAAAUACAACACCAUCAUUAUCACCUAUUAUGACAGAUCAUCAUAAAGAUCAUAUACAAUUCUUACAAAAUACAAUGACAAAAACAUCAUCUGGUAAAAGAUAUCAUGCAGGAACGGAUUAUUACUUGGAAUGGUUAGUUUGCUUUUACAGUCAACAGAUUGAAUCGACUUUUAAUCAACUCGACUUUAUUGAUCCUGAAAAUGUACCUGUCGGAUUAAUUUCAUUGAUGCAAACAACAAAAAUUAAUUGGAAUAAAGAAUAA
Molecule: messenger RNA, 618 nt
Organism: Adineta steineri
Lineage: Eukaryota; Metazoa; Rotifera; Eurotatoria; Adinetida; Adinetidae
Source: the annotation of a GenBank genome assembly